CUCUGUCGCCCCGCCCAUCUCUCGCACGUUUAUGGUUACCGCUGUUGAGUACUAGCCAAUCAGAAAGCAGGAUUGGAGCACCGCCUAUGAGUGUGAUGCUCAGAGUGAACAGACAGAGGAAACAGCCCGAGCGGGAUGCAGACUUCGAUGCGGCGGCGACAACCCCCGACCCCGGGAUCUCCGGCCAGACUUGGCUCCGGUCAGAAUGAAGGUGAUUCCAGAACGUCACGUUUCCACCUGGAUCUCUGGUUCUACUUCACUCUUCAGAACUGGCUCCUUGACUUUGGCCGUCCAAUUGUCAUGCUUCUACUCCCGUUGGACUGGUUCCCGCUGAAUAAACCCAGCGCAGGGGAUUAUUUCCACAUGGCAUAUAACAUUAUAACUCCACUACUGCUCCUGAAGCUGAUAGACCGAUCUCCGAAGACUCUCCCGAACUCUGUCAUCUAUGUCAGCAUCAUAACGUUUGUGAUGGGGGCCAGUAUCCAUCUGGUGGGGGACUCUGUCAACCACAGGCUGAUCUUCAGCGGUUACCAGCUGCACCUGUCAGUGCGGGAUAACCCCAUCAUGCAGAACCUGCAGCCUCCUACCUUGGUUGACUCUUUUGAGUUGCUGUAUUACUACGACGAGUACCUCGGCCACUCCAUGUGGUAUAUUCCUUUUUUUCUUAUCCUGUUUAUCUACUUCACCGGUUGCUUCACAACUUCACGGGGGGAGACCAGAAUGCCGCUAUCAGCCUGGGCUCUGCUCGCCCCCAGCAGCCUUUACUACUGGUAUCUGGUGACUGAGGGACAAAUCUUCAUUAUUUUCAUCUUCACGUUCUUUGCUAUGAUGGCGAUCAUCCUUCAUCAGAAACGCAAGGGCUUACAUCUAGACAGCAACGGCCUCUUCUUGCUGUUCUCUUUCUCCGCUACCCUCCUUCUCAUUGCCGCCUGGAUCAUUUGGCUCUGGAAUGACAAAGUCCUGCGCAAGAAGUACCCUGGGGUUAUAUAUAUCCCCGAGCCUUGGGCCUUUUAUACCCUUCAUAUCAACACCUUCCACUGAAUGCGGUUGGAUCUCCACUAGGUGCUCAGGAACCAACUAUAUUCCAUGGAUCUUGGGAAAAGGACACUAAAUCCAUCAUUCUCCUAUUUAUUCUUUAAUGGAGUUGUUUUUAAUAUGUACGCAUUUCUACCUUGACUGUGUAACCUGCUUUAUACUGUAAACCGGCCCUUUAGUAACACAUACAGUGGAUAUAAAAAGUCUACACACCCCUGCCAGGUUCUUGUGAUGUGAAAGAAUGAGACAAAGAUAAAUCAUAUCAGAACUUUUUCCA
Molecule: messenger RNA, 1312 nt
Organism: Spea bombifrons (plains spadefoot toad)
Lineage: Eukaryota; Metazoa; Chordata; Amphibia; Anura; Pelobatidae
Gene: CLN6
Product: CLN6 transmembrane ER protein
Exons: 7
Coding region: 136-1041 (301 amino acids)
Source: RefSeq, a predicted model, not a curated record